AUGGAACUACUCGCAGCCUGUUUUCCUUGUCUCCCUGUUCCUCGCGCUCCAGUCCUUAGGAUCAAUGGGGGAUCAUUCAGGAUCAUCAAACUUCUUGGGGAAGGAGGGUUCUCAUAUGUGUAUUUAGUGGAGCUGAGUGAUGGCAAUCGCUACGCCCUUAAGAAGAUCAGAUGUGCUUAUGGUGCCGAAAGUAUUAAGAACGCAAUGAAUGAGGUGGCUGCGUACAAGGAAUUCAACAGCCCGUACAUUAUCAAGAGCGUCGAUACCAGCAUCGUGGAAGAGAAAGACGGGCUGAAGUCUAUCUAUAUUCUUUUACCGUACUACGAACACGGGACACUUCAGGACCUAUUAACCGAUAAUAUCAUUAAAGGCAACCAUAUUAAUGAAAAUGAAGCCAUACGAUUAUUCAUUGGUAUUUGUCGUGGGUUACAGGUGAUGCAUCGUCAUAAACUUAGCUACGCGCAAAAUAGUUCCACCACUAACGAUAUCGACAUGGAGAUCCAGCGGAUGACAAGAGACUCUCAUGAUAUCACUCCUAGCAACAAGAAAAAAGGCCUUGAUGAUAUCAACAGGGCGUUGGAAUCUCGAGAAUCCGAUGUUUUACUUCUUGAUAGUGAUGAGGAAGACGACGAUCAAGAAAUCGACACCGAUGCCGAUACCCUUAUGGGGCUGACCACCGCCCAGAAUGUGGCCCACGCGUUAAACGAAGGGGGCUCUUUAACGGGUAACGAUAAUUUGUUCCUUGAAACCACAGAAAUGGGAGAAACGGUGCCGUACGCCCACCGAGACCUCAAACCCGCCAAUGUCAUGUUAUCUGUUGAUGGGAUCCCUGUGCUCUGUGAUUUGGGAUCUACUGCAAAAGCCCAUAUCCAUAUUAAGAACCGUCAACAGGCUUUGUCUCUUCAAGAUCUUGCUGCUGAACAUUGUACCUUGCCAUAUCGUGCCCCAGAACUCUUGGAUGUCAGUACCGGGGCAUUCAUUGAUGAAAGAAUCGAUAUUUGGUCUUUAGGUUGUACUUUAUACGCUUUGCUUUAUGGAUCUUCGCCUUUCGAAAGAGCUGAAGCAGAAAGUGGAGCCAGCGUGAGUUUGGCAAUCAGUUCUGGUAAAUAUGAGUUCCCUCGUGAUGAUGUGUACUCCGAUAAUAUUAAAGAUCUUAUCAAAUUCUGUUUGGUUCUUGAUCCCCUGAAAAGACCAACAAUAGAACAAGUUCUCUCCAAAGCUUUGACUUUGAGCCAAUAG
This is a messenger RNA of Saccharomycopsis crataegensis, 1239 nucleotides long. It is a transcript of the gene ENV7, whose product is annotated as putative serine/threonine protein kinase ENV7. The record is from RefSeq and is a predicted model, not a curated record. Gene Ontology annotation, cellular component: Golgi apparatus; cytoplasm. The transcript has a single exon. The coding region runs from base 1 to 1239 and encodes 412 amino acids. Gene Ontology annotation, molecular function: ATP binding; protein serine/threonine kinase activity. Lineage: Eukaryota; Fungi; Ascomycota; Saccharomycetes; Ascoideales; Saccharomycopsidaceae. Gene Ontology annotation, biological process: vacuolar protein processing; protein phosphorylation; regulation of vacuole fusion, non-autophagic.